AUGUCUCAACAACAAACACCAGCUAUCAUCACCUCCACCUCCACCACCACUAAUAACGGAGUGGUUGUUGGAUGUCAGGACUCGUUUAUUCGGAUGUAUCAUUCCUUUUCAUCAUCAUCGGAGCAACAAGAGCCUAUUCAACCUUCAGGCUUACUGGUGGGACAUACCAAACCUGUAUCGGCUCUUGAUUCUAUAUCAUUAGAAGGGUCUUCAAGAAUUUUGAGUGGUGGAUGGGAUGCCGAUAUUCGGAUGUUUGAUGGUUCUACGAUGGAAUGUUUGAUGAUUUUGGAAAAUUGUAAUAAUUUGGAAGAAGCAGGACAACAAUCGGAAAGUGAAGAUACGGUCAAAAUUAGAGGAAAAGGACACAAUCAAGAAGUGUUGGCUCUUACUCAUUGCAAAACAAGCACACCAAAUGAAGCUUUGAUUUUUAGUGGAGGAAUGGAUAGUAGGAUUAAAAUUUGGAAUUUGAAAGCAAGUCCAGAUGGAAAACAAGAUCAAAUCGAACUGGUCACCACCAUUUUGCAAAAAGAAGCACAACAAGAGAGAGCUAUAUGGAGUUUGACAGCGGAUUCUUCAUUGAAUAGUCCAGUUGUAUAUUCGUCAUGUCUUGAGGACGGAAUGGUUCGAGGUUAUGAUGUUACCACAUUGAAAAUGGUUGCUAAAAUGAAAUUGCAUUUGAAUGAUGUUCGUCAUGUGAAAGUGGCAAAUUGUCUCGAUUCGAAACCGUGCCUAUUUACAUGCAGUUCAGACAAGUCACUCAAAUGUGUCGAUUUGAGAGCCAAUAAGGUGGCCAUGAGGGUUGAAAAUAUUUCACAAAAUGUUCUCAUGAAUUUUAUAUUGGAUGAUACAAGUGAGAGACUCUAUCUUGCUGAUAGUGGUGGCUCGAUUUACAACUUUGACACCCGAAUGAGUUUGAAAAAGGUCGAUGAAGUCAAGAAUGCUCAUCGUGGAGGUAUAACGAAACUUGUUUACAACAAGGGAAUGUUGUACAGUGGAGGAGGAGCCGAUAAAACAUUGAAAGCUUGGAAUUGUGGUGGCGGAAAAAAGCUCACACCUGUUGCCACCGUUGAAGUGAAUGAUCCAAUUUUUGCCAUGACCAAGCUCUAUUAA
Molecule: messenger RNA, 1110 nt
Organism: Naegleria fowleri
Lineage: Eukaryota; Heterolobosea; Eutetramitea; Acrasida; Naegleriidae
Exons: 1
Coding region: 1-1110 (369 amino acids)
Cellular component (GO): preribosome, large subunit precursor
Molecular function (GO): protein binding
Source: RefSeq, a predicted model, not a curated record